AUGUUUGAUUUAAAGGAAUCUUGGGUUCCAGCCUACGCAAGACACUUUUUUGCCGCUGGAAUGUCAAGCAGCCAAAGAGCGGAAUGUUCUCAUGGUUUCUUCAAGCAAUACAUAUCAAGGAGAAAUUCGUUGAUGGAUUUCAUAAUAAGAUUUGAGAGGGCACUUUCUCAUCAACGUCAAAAAGAGUUAGUUGCUGAUCACGUAGAUGCAUUUGAAGCGGCUCAAUGUAUUCUAUCGACGCCAAUGAACAAACAAAUGGCUACCUUGUACACAAGGACAAUGUUUCAAAAGUUUGAGCAAGAACUAAUACAAAGUACAUCAUGUUUUCUAGAGCUGAAAACAGAGGAUGCUUCUAAAGUUGUCUUUAAUGUGAGUGAAAGGAAAAAUUGGGAAACAAGAGUGGCAGAAGUCGUAUAUGUCAAAGAUUCUGACCACGCAUCGUGUAGCUGCAAAAGAUUUGAAUUUGUUGGAAUUAUUUGCAAGCACAUCCUAGCAUUGUUCAGAAGGGACCAGAUUGAAUAUAAGCCCGAUAAAUACAUUUUGAAAAGGUGGAAGAAAAUUGCGAAAUCUAGAUUGGUGUCAGAUGCAAAUGGCAACGAAAUUAAAGACUCUGCAGAUCCUUGUCUUUUAAUAAAGCGGAGUACAAUGUCCCGACUUGCUUCAGAUGUGGUUGAGGAUGCAUUAAUGUGUGAAGAAGGAUGUGAGCUACUGUCAGAGACUCUAAAAAGUUUGCGGGUGAAGUUGAAGUUGUUGAAGAUGGACCAAGUAAUAACGAAGUUGGAGGGUCCAGCUCUCAAACACAAUAUAUGA
Molecule: messenger RNA, 810 nt
Organism: Prunus armeniaca (apricot)
Lineage: Eukaryota; Viridiplantae; Streptophyta; Magnoliopsida; Rosales; Rosaceae
Source: the annotation of a GenBank genome assembly